UCACAGAUUUCACACCUUGCAUUGAUUGCAUGUGAAAUACCGCCCUAUCAGUUUUUGAUAGCUCUACCAACAACUUACUGUAUUACAUACGGACUACUUACCUACACCUGUACUUGACCAAGAAUCAAUUUUAGCCAUAGCAAAAAUACUACAUACUCGAUUGAUGACAAGAGACAGCUUCUCUUUUUCAGCUCAGUGCCUCACUUCCUCGAAAAGAAUCAGCCAGUGUUUUAUACCUUCUAGUCAUUUCGUCUACGUAUCAACCAACAUAUGACCGCAGCUUCGGUAUUCACGGAAGUAAUCCAUACUCUUACAUCGAUACGUACGUACUUACGCAUACCAAAGGACCCUGAAAUUGAAACAAGCACGCACAAAAGCUUUUUCAAUAAGAUUCACCAGAUUUGUUUGUCCAUUUGCACCGCCGAAAAAUCCCGUUUGUUUCUUGCGCCCUGCUCUUUACCUCAUUCUUUUUACCUCAAUUUAAUAUCAAAGAAAUUCGCAGCUGGCGUAUAUGAUAUACUACUAUACAUACUAUACCAAACAGUCCUUUAUAUGAUAUGAAAUGGGUGAAUCUUUAACAGGGAAUCAGUUCAAUUAAUAAAUAGAAUCUCGGGAACGAUAUCUUAGGGACAUUAACUUCAUCUAUCAAAUCCCGAUCCAUUCAUUCUUCAGACUUCAUUCCCGCCGUCCCUCCUCCGUUCCUGUUCCUUAUCCACUUUCGAAUAGAAGAGAGAAUCCACAUCACCGCUGCUGCCGCGUAAUCUUCCUUUACCAUUGGAAGAGGGUCUGAACGACUCAUCUCAAACCAAAUCAUCACCCGUCCACGCUGCCACAUCGAACCAAAUUACGCACAAUCCGCAUUCCCCACAUACCGAAAGUGCACAAAUUCAAACAUCCACCAUCCACCCAACUAAAACCUUUCAUGGGGAUAUCUGGUAUCCAUCAAAAUAUUAAAAAAUAGCCCGCAAGCAAGCAGAGUUAUAUACACCGGUCUCCACUUUCGCAGAUCCUCCCUAUUCGAUUUUUACUCAAGAGUAAAGGAGGGCGUCGCACAACAUGACGUUACGGAGUAAGUCAACUUUCAUUUCCAACCCUUUACCUUACAGCUUGAAGUCUUCUUCAAAAAAUACUCCUACUCCAAAACUUUUCGAUUUCUUGCCGGAGGAAUCAGAGAAGGAGCUAGAAGCAGAAGCAGAAGCAGAAGCUAUUGCGGAAGUACCUAAACUAGAAGAAUUCAAGAUGAGCUCUAGUCCCAAACAGAGGUCGAGAUCCGUCUCCCGCUUGCACCGCAUUUCGGCAUAUCUUCCAAAUCUUUUUGUAGACACAGAUUCUAAAUUCACCAAAGAAAAGAUUCCACCUGUGCCUCAAAUUCCCAACAUUCCUAUUCGACCACCACCGUCUCCUGCAGCUCCCGCAGAUAUCCCACCUGUCCCCGCGAUCCCCUCUACACCCAACAGUGCUCCCCUUGCGCCAGCAGCAUCACCGACUCAACAAGCAUCCAAUAAAUUACAAAAGGAACAACCUCGCAACACCCCGUCGCCGUCCAAUGCAUCAGCAUCGCCAGAUGCAGCAGAACCACCUGUCAAUGAAGUCCCAGAACGAAGAGGCAGGCACGGUUCGAUCUCGAAGGUGAAUUCCCUUGCGCCUCCAUCUUCCUUCUCGGCAGUUGGUGGCAAUGGAAAUAGAUCAGUUUCGUCUCCUAUAUCUAGUCGCCCAGCUUCAUUCAUUUCCGAUGGCGAGAAUAACGCAAAGGUAACCAAACGGAGGAGUUUUUUCCCCGUAAAGACGAAGUCGAGACAUUCAUCAUCACAUUCCGGUACGGAUGGUAGAUCGCCUGCUUGGGUUAUUGCAGGGGAUCAAAAAAUCGAUUACAAUAUUUCACUUGUUACCGGUGGUGAGAAGGUAGUGAUCCUAUCGGCGGACCGCUCAAAGAAGCAUUGUAGCUGAUAGAUUAUAGGUACCAGAAUUAUGGGAGGAAUAUUGCGAUACAUUUGUACACGUCUUUCCAGAAUCAUUCAGUCAUGGACCAUCUUUCAAAGUUCCUUCCUUGAUCUUAUCAUCAUCCGGACCUCUCCACGAACUUUUAGCCAACAGUAUUACCAAGCGUAGGUCGACGAGCCUCGGCUCUACCGGUAGACAAAGUCCAGACGCAUCAACACAGACGGGUACACCUCCGGAAACUCCUAUUGAUGGACCAGCUGAAUCUGAAGCAUCUUCGGAUUACAUGAAUCCAUUGCCCGAAGACAAUGGAGAAGUUCAUCUCUAUUUCCCAAUAGAUCUGUCGACUGAUGAUCCUACUAAAUUCUCUCCCGAGGACAUUCAAAAUCUGGCCGAUGUUCGAAAUUUCUUUGCAUUUAUGACCGGUCAACCACUUGUCGCAACCAAGGCUUGUCCUAGUAUCUAUCAUAUAUUCUUGACCAUAUCCUCAAUUCUACAAAAAUUCGAAUUUACAAACUUUGAUGGAUCAACUUAUGGGGAGGCCGCAGCAGCUAGCUUUGCAUUCUUCCUGGACGAAUAUCGUUUAGCUGAUGUUAGACAAAGUCGAGAAAAGAACAUCGAGGCGCUUGUGUUAGGAGAGCGCAUGAGAUCUACAGAGUUAUAUCACGAGGCAUUCGUACAUGCGGCUGGUAAAUGGCACUCAAUCAAGGAUCUUAAAUCAAACCUUUUCAAUGAAAUCUCAACUAACACACGCGAUCGAUUGGAACGAGCAUCCUUGGAACUUUCUCAGCGACAGCAACGUGCCGAGGAACGUUUGGCGGAAUUUGAGUACCCUGCUUUGUUUUCUGGUGUGGCAGCAUCAAAGACCAGUACGGAAUCUAAAAUUGCUCGAUUCCAAAAUUGGAAGGCAAAUUAUAUUGGCAUGAGGAGACACAUGUUAUCAUACUACAAAAUUGUGCAUGGUCAAUGGCCACCAAAACACAAGACGAAGAAUCAAUCUGUUGAAGGAGGUCUUAGUCGUCAAGUACUCAAGCAGCUUUAUACAGAUAUGUGUAAUCUUUACGACCUUUUGGCUGAUCGCGAUGCCAUCACAACUCGAUCCAUGGACUCGGAUGACCAGGAUGCGGCGCAUGCGAACCCAGUUCAUUUAGCGGCACGCAAAGUGUUAGCUGAAUUUGAUAGAUCUUCACCACCAGUUCUACCACCCAUCCCAUUCGAUGUACCUAAAGUUCCAACUAUGGCAUCUAUCGAACCUGGCUAUCCUCUUUUGUCACCUAAAGAUCAACAUAAAGCAUCAACCCGGAAACUUAAGGAAUAUGAACUACUCCUCAUCUUGGCCAAAAGUCAUAACCUUGAUGCUGACAAGAAAACUCCAUUUUUGGAGAUGUACAAAGCGUUCGAGGAAAAAGAAUCAAAGGGCAAGAAUGUUCAAGAAUUGGCUGACCAAAGAUAUGGACAUUGGUUGUUCCUCUAUGCAGUCGUCCAAUCACUUCCCAUGCUUGUAGUAGAUGUGGACAAUUUACGAUACGCUGAAGGGGUGGAUUAUUUCUUAUGUCAACCGCCACUAGGUAACUUACCUUGGAUGGAAGAUGCGUCUGGAGUGAAAAUGGCAUGGUAUGGAGUUCAAGGUGGUCACGGAGUAGUCAGUUUGCCUAGUGACGUCGUCAACUAUGGUACGGAAGGUGUCUAUCGCAGGUCACAUUGUUGGACUGUCGCUCAGAAAUGGAUCAACAAUGCCGAAGCCAAUGACCUUUCCCAGCCAUUUUUAUCAGAGGAUCAAGACGAAGGUCCACUGUCACCGCUAGCGCCGCCUCCUGGAUUUGGUGGAGGUUCGGGCCGACCAAAUAGUCGAGAUCGUGAUAAUUCUUCUCGAAGAUCUAGUGUUGCGAGUAAUGGUAUGCUCGGAAUUGAUAAUCGUAGCAACAGCAGACAAUCCCAGAGGAACAGCGUCAUGUUGGGCUUGGAAAUGCUACCAAUUCCAGGUAACAUGGAACCCGGAUUCAGAUCCGACUCAGCAGGUGGACGUGAAUCACCGGUCAGCGUCAUGGGAAGAAGAGGCGCAUCUCCAUAUGGUCGCAACAGUGUGGCCAGCCGAAACAGUGUCAUCAGUCUCCAUCCAGAUGGUCGACCUGCAUCUUCAGCUGGAAGAAAGGAAUCGACUUUCGAUGAUAUUCUUGGUACAUCAGGUUUGGGACAGAAAGACAAGGGAAAGAAAAGUUGAUGAGAAUGGAUUGAGGAAUUUUUUUCAUGUUCACAUGAGGGAUGGAGUUCGAAAAUUAUAAUAAAGCUAAAGGCAUACAAGUGUUUAUACUAGGGCUGGUUAAUCUAGGAUACCAAAAACUUUGAAUGAUAGGUAUGCAGCAUAGCGACCAAGCGAGCAUAUCCUGGAGGGAAAUUUAAUGGCGUUUUGAAAUUUCUCCGUCAUAUCAGUGGGGCACGCAUGAGGCGGGAAGGGAAGUAGGGGUAAAGAUGACCAACGGUUGGUCAUGUUUUAGUUAAUUUGCUGUCGCCUGGUACAGUUGCAGGAUGAAUGUAAUUUAGAGAUAUUGAGACGAGGUAGCUAUGAGGCUGUGAGGAGGGAAAGAAGCCAUGGGAAGAUAAUAAUGUAGCCACUUACCAUGUUUGAAGCAGGGUCCAUCUGCUGGCCGUCUGGCCGGUGGCAAAAUGUCAAACAUUCAUUCGUGUAUGUGAUGGCAUGAUGGGACGUGUUACAUCCUCCCGUUACAUUCCCUGACGCCUCACUUAUCCACCUGAG
Sclerotinia trifoliorum is the source of this 4693-nucleotide messenger RNA. Lineage: Eukaryota; Fungi; Ascomycota; Leotiomycetes; Helotiales; Sclerotiniaceae. The record is from the annotation of a GenBank genome assembly.